CUUUUGCUCAAUCUGAGAAAAACGUUCACUCUCCGUUUAGCACUCUUGGAGUGAACAGCUCCGAACAAUUGCAUUGCCACAAGCCUGCUAUGCCGCACGCGCUGCCUCCGCGGCCGGCGCUGUCCUCUAUCCACGUGCUGGUGCCCGGCCACUCGCCCAAGGACGAGGACGAUAACGCGGUGUGGCUCACGGCUCCGGCCGUACCCAUCCCGACGCAGCCGUCGAGAUUUUCCGCCUGCAAACGUCGCGCUUCCUCUCUGGGCGACCUGUUGCCGCGACCACAGACGUCUCCGUCGCCGGCCAAGGCGUUGGCCAGUGCCUUCCACUCCGUCUCGGUACGUACGCACCAGAAAUUGGCCAAUUUGCGGUCUCAGUCGGACAAUUUGAGGAAGAAAACGAGUCCAAGAGGCGUUUGGCGACUGCCCAGCGCCAUGAAGGUGAACAACCCCAUACGACGCCCCACACCUGUGGCCAGCCACAGAUUCAAAUGGGGAGAGCAAGAUCUUCUGCAACAUGCUCAGGCCACGUUCGAAUACCACGGAGAAGACGCAGGUUCGAGCUCCAAUUACUUCCACAUAGUGGCCGACGGCGUGUCGUCUCCUUUCGGCCGUCAGUCGCUCGCUGCAGUCGAUGGCGUGCCUGUAUCUUCGGCCAUCCUGUCGGCCGAGGUCGUGAGGUGUGUACAAUUGGCUCUGGAGGAGCUGACGAACCACAAUAAAGAAUCAAUCGACCAAACGGCCUUCGAAAGCGCAAUAGUGGACGCUAUCAAGACGGCCAGGAUCAACUGCUUCCAACACAGGAAAUCCAGACUGGCCACGACGCUGGCCGUGUCGUAUUUUAACCGCUGGACUGGCAAACUCAUGACUUUUUCACUUGGGGACUCGAAAUGUCUGGUGGUAAGACAGGGAAGUGUAGUCUACGAGACCUUGGCCGUGUUACGAGAGUUUAACGUCCCCACAGUCGUCAACUUGAGAGAACAGGUGGUGGCCAGGGACUACGUCGUACAGAGCUUUACAUUGCAGGAAGGCGACGUGUGUCUAACCUUCUCGGAUGGCCUGGGAGAUAACGUUUAUAAGGACGAUAUUACAGCCGCACCAGAGCUCUGGGAAUCCGAGGAAUCCGGACUGCAGAGUGUAUGCGACCAACUUGUCAACAUGUCUAAGGUAAACAAAGAAGACGGAGAGCGACUGUAUCCAUUUGCAACAGCCGCAGUACUGGAGUAUCGAGAACGUGUAUUGGAGGAGACGAAACAUGCAACUGGCGCACUUGAUGCCAGUGGCGUUGACCACUUGGCCGUGUCACUGGAGCUUAUGGAAAGACACAAGGGCAAACAGACACUAAAUCGCCACUUACUGUUGCGUAGGCCGUCACGUAAGCACCAUUAUUCACUCAUGCAACUCAAACUGAUGGCCGAGAUGCAGACGAAGAAACCGGACGAUAUUACACUCUUCAUGACGCGUUUUGUGCAAGGAUUUUAGCUAAGUUUUAGCAACCUGGCUAUUGAAAUCUCACAUGUCGGCGAUGGGGUUGGCGUGGAUAGUGACGGACUUGAUGACGAUCUCCUUGAGCGGCCGGUUCUUGGCGUCCACGGGCGUCUUCUCUAUGGCGUCCAAUGUGUCCAGGCCGUCGAUGACCCUGAAGGUAUUUAUUCAGCACAGUGAGAUUAUCAGCUUUUAACUCGCGAAGCGAGUACAUCGACAGAUUUUUUUUAAAAUAAAAUCCAAACUUUUUCACAUACUUGCCGAAAACCGUG
This is a messenger RNA of Phytophthora nicotianae INRA-310, 1753 nucleotides long. RefSeq lists its product as hypothetical. The coding region runs from base 90 to 1478 and encodes 462 amino acids. Lineage: Eukaryota; Oomycota; Peronosporomycetes; Peronosporales; Peronosporaceae. The transcript has a single exon. The record is from RefSeq and is a predicted model, not a curated record.